Messenger RNA from Lepus europaeus (European hare), 1528 nucleotides. Its product is annotated as RLA class I histocompatibility antigen, alpha chain 11/11-like. The coding region runs from base 128 to 1219 and encodes 363 amino acids. Gene Ontology annotation, molecular function: peptide antigen binding; signaling receptor binding. Gene Ontology annotation, cellular component: external side of plasma membrane. The transcript has 8 exons. Lineage: Eukaryota; Metazoa; Chordata; Mammalia; Lagomorpha; Leporidae. The record is from RefSeq and is a predicted model, not a curated record. Gene Ontology annotation, biological process: positive regulation of T cell mediated cytotoxicity; antigen processing and presentation of endogenous peptide antigen via MHC class I via ER pathway, TAP-independent; immune response.
AGCCUGGACACUAGUGACGCGGGCCCAGGUUUCACUCCCAUUGGGCACCCUGCUUCCAUAGGAGCCAUCAGCGCCGCCGGAUCCCGGCUAGCGCCAGGACUCAGAUUCUCCUCAGACGCCGACAAGGAUGUCCAUGGCGCCUCGGACCCUCCUCCUGCUGCUCGCGGCGUCCCUGGCCCUGACCGAGACCCGGGCGGGCUCGCACUCCCUGACUUAUUUCUACACGUCCGUGUCCCGGCCCGGCCUGGGGGAGCCGCGCUUCGUCGCCGUGGGCUACGUGGACGACACGCAGUUCGUGCGCUUCGACAGCGACGCCGAGAACCCGAGGAUGGAGCCGCGGGCGCCGUGGAUGCGGCAGGUGGAGCCGGGGUACUGGGACCGGGAGACUCAGAAGUUAAAGGACACCACGCAGACCUACCGCGUGGGCCUGAACACCCUGCGCGGCUACUACAACCAGAGCGCGGCCGGGUCUCACACCAUCCAGCUGAGGUAUGGCUGCGAGGUCGGGGCGGACGGGCGCCUCCUCCGCGGGUACAGUCAGUUCGCCUACGACGGCGCCGACUACCUCGCCCUGAACGAGGACCUGCGCUCCUGGACCGCGGCGGACACGGCGGCGCAGAUCUCCCAGCGCAAACUGGAGGCGGCGGGUGCGACUGAGCUCCACAGGGCCUACCUGGAGGGGGAGUGCGUGGAGUGCCUGCGCAGACACCUGGAGACGGGGAAGGAGACUCUGCAGCGCGCAGACCCGCCCAAAGCCCACGUGACCCAUCACCCCGCCUCUGACCGCAAGGCCACCCUGAGGUGCUGGGCCCUGGGCUUCUACCCCGAGGAGAUCUCACUGACCUGGCAGCGAGAUGGGGAGGACCAGACCCAGGACACCGAGUUUGGGAUGACCAGGCCUGGGGGCGACGGAACCUUCCAGAAGUGGGAGGCUGUGGUGGUGCCUUCUGGAGAGGAGCAGAGAUACACGUGCCGUGUGCAGCACGAGGGGCUGCCCGAGCCCCUCACCCUGAGAUGGGAGCCUCCUGCUCAGCCCACCGCGCUCACAGUGGGAAUUGUUGCUGGAGUUCUUGGAGUUCUUCUGAUCCUGGGAGCUGUGGUCGCUGUUGUGAGGAGGAGGAGGCACAGCUCAGAUAGGAAAGGAGGGAGAUACGCUUCGGCUGCAGGUGGCCACAGGGACCAGGGCUCUGAUGAUUCUCUCAUGGCUGUGAAAGCAUGAGAAGCGGCCUGUGUGCGACUGAGCGAUGCAGAGUUGUGCAGGCCCCGUCUUUGUCCUCAGAGCCCGGCUCACCUUGAGCGCGUGGGCAGCAGGCACAGUGUGAGGAGCGGGAGCCUGGCCCGCCCUGCCGGUGUGGGCGUCUCCGUCCUGUCUCAGGUCCCGUGCACUGCGCUGCAGCUCCUGACCCAUUCAGUCUGAACAAUGAUUUAUUUUUCCAAUUCUGUCAUGAGGGGUUGGUGAGUUAAUUACAUGAGGAGAUCCCUAAAAUUUGUGAGAGAAAAUAAAUAGAAAUAAAUAGAAGCACCAGAA